Messenger RNA from Manis pentadactyla (Chinese pangolin), 755 nucleotides. RefSeq names its product PYD and CARD domain containing (gene PYCARD). Gene Ontology annotation, biological process: regulation of apoptotic process; innate immune response; inflammatory response. The record is from RefSeq and is a predicted model, not a curated record. Bases 77 to 664 code for a protein of 195 amino acids. NCBI's taxonomy places the organism in Eukaryota, Metazoa, Chordata, Mammalia, Pholidota, Manidae. The transcript has 3 exons.
GUUCCGCCCCGGAGCUGACUUCCUUGUAGGCAGACACCCCGGGUGAGUAGCAGCGGUUGUGAAGGACCCCGGAGCCAUGGAGCGCACACGGGACGCCAUCCUGGAUGCACUAGAGAACCUGACCGCUGAAGAGUUCAAGAAGUUCAAGCUGAAGCUGCUUUCGGUGCCGCUGCGCGAGGGCUACGGGCGUAUACCGCGGGGCACGCUGCUGCCAAUGGAUGCCGUGGACCUCACCGAUAAGCUGGUCUCCUUCUAUCUGGAUGCAUAUGGUGCCGAGCUCACAGCGCUUGUGCUGCGUGAGAUGGGCAUGCUGAAGCCGGCGGAGCAGCUGCAGAUCUUCAUGGGCAAGGGCCCCCGAGCUGCUCCUGCCGGGAUCAAAGCCCCUCCCCAGCCAGCAGCCAAACCAGCACUGCACUUUGUGGACCAGCACAGGUCAGCACUCAUCACUCGGGUCACAGAUGUGGACGGGGUGCUAGAUGCCCUUUAUGGGAAGGUUCUGACGGAGGAGCAGUACCAGGCUGUGCGGGCAGAAACCACCAACCCAAUGAAGAUAAGGAAGCUCUUCAGCUUUGCUCCAGCCUGGAACCAGACCUGCAAGGAUCUGCUCCUUCAGGCCCUGAGGGAUACCCAACCCUACCUGGUAAAUGACCUGGAACAGAGCUAAGGCAUCUUUCCCCAGCAGCACACCCCAGCAAUUCCAGUCAACUCACCCCAAGUUUGAUUUUAAUUCACAAUAUAUGAAAACCCAACUUGUA